AUUGCUGCAGAGAAAGAGCCAGCUAAGCCCAAACUGCUGAUUCUUGAGCCGAGGCUGGCUGCUGGUGCGUGCCUUUUGCACAGGAGCUGCUUCGGGGUGGCUCAGAAGACGAGCAGAAUGGGCUGAGCCUGCCUGCAGAGGAGCAGAGAUGUCUGUCCUUGUCACUGCCACACAGCUCUGCUCCACACCUGGAGAGGAGACACAGGGAUCUCGUGAAAUGCCCCUGUUAUGAGAGGGAUCUCAGUGCAGGCUGAGAGCAGCUGGUGAGCCGGAGAGGGCUUUUGUCUGAGAAGAGGCCGCUGUCACGCAUGCAGAAGAGUUAGUCAUGUGAGAAAAAAGGCAGCUCUGGGGAUUAAAAAGACUAUUUGCCCAGCCCCCAGUUCAAAGCACGAGGAAGAGGGAGAGGAUCUGGGAUUGCCCCCCCCAGCCAUGCCCAGGUGCAGCUGUGGCAGGGCAGCCCUUCUCCAAAUGAUACUGCUGUGUCAGGGUGAAGCACAGAGGGGCUGAAGCCACCCCCAAGCUGUCCACUGCCUCUACAAAGCCACUUUGGAGUGGGGACUCCUCAGAACAAGGAUUUGACAGAUAAAACCUAUAAAAGGCCUGGCAGAUUGGAUUCAGCCUUUUUUCUUGAAAAGCUUGAAGGCUGAUGAGACAGAGCCUGACAGAGAAGCUUACGUGAGGAAACCUACUUUGUUGGGAGAUUCUCAGCCUAGACAUGGAUAUGUUGGUCUGCAUCUGGCUUCUCUGUGGUCUGAUUGCUGUUGUGAGCCCACAGACUGUCACACAACAAGCCCAAAUGUUUCUGGAAGAGUUUAACAAGAGGGCAGAAGAUAUCAACUAUGAAAGCUCCCUUGCCUCAUGGAACUACAACACCAACAUCACUGAUGAGACUGCCAGGAAAAUGAACGAGGCAGGUGCCAAGUGGUCUGCAUUUUACAACGAGGCCUCCAGGAAUGCCAGCAGCUUCCCAUUAACCAGCAUCCAGGAUGAUCUCACCAGGCUCCAGAUCCAGACUCUCCAGGAAAGAGGGUCGUCUGUGCUGUCACCAGAAAAAUAUAGCAGACUGAGCACUGUGUUAAAUACUAUGAGUACCAUCUACAGCACCGGGACUGUCUGUAAAAUCAACGAACCGUCAGAGUGUUUGGUGCUGGAGCCAGGUCUGGACACUAUUAUGGCUAACAGCACCGAUUAUCAUGAAAGACUGUGGGCCUGGGAAGGCUGGAGAGCUGAUGUUGGCAGGAUGAUGAGACCAUUAUACAAAGAAUAUGUUGAACUUAAAAACGAGGUUGCAACGCUUAAUGGUUAUUCUGACUACGGAGAUUACUGGAGAGCAAAUUAUGAAGCAGACUAUCUGGAAGAAUACAAAUACAGCCGUGACCAGCUGGUUGAAGAUGUGGAGAAGACAUUUGAGCAGAUAAAACCUCUGUACCAGCAGCUGCAUGCCUACGUGAGGCACCGGCUGGAGCAGGUCUAUGGCCCCAAGCUCAUCAGCUCCACAGGAUGCCUCCCUGCUCACCUGCUGGGUGAUAUGUGGGGUAGAUUUUGGACAAAUCUGUAUCCCUUGACCGUUCCCUAUCCAGCCAAACCAAACAUUGAUGUAACUUCUGCAAUGGUUGAAAAGAAAUGGGAUGCAAUUAAAAUAUUCAAAGCUGCUGAGGCCUUCUUUGUCUCCAUUGGCCUCUUUGAAAUGACUGAGGGCUUCUGGAACAACUCCAUGCUCACAGAGCCGGCUGAUAACAGGAACGUUGUCUGCCAUCCUACAGCAUGGGAUCUGGGAAAAAAUGACUACAGGAUCAAGAUGUGCACCAAAGUGACCAUGGAUGACUUCCUGACCGCACACCAUGAGAUGGGCCAUAUCGAAUACGACAUGGCAUACUCUGUGCAGCCCUACCUGCUCAGAGAUGGUGCCAAUGAGGGCUUCCAUGAAGCAGUAGGUGAAAUUAUGUCACUUUCUGCAGCCACUCCUCAGCACUUGAAAUCUCUUGACCUCCUAGAGCCAACUUUCCAAGAGGAUGAAGAAACUGAAAUCAACUUUCUGCUCAAACAAGCCCUAACGAUUAUUGGAACAAUGCCUUUUACUUACAUGCUGGAGAAGUGGAGGUGGAUGGUGUUUAGGGGUGAGAUUACAAAGCAGGAAUGGACAAAACGGUGGUGGGAGAUGAAGAGAGAAAUAGUUGGUGUUGUCGAACCCGUCCCUCAUGAUGAAACCUACUGUGAUCCUGCGGCGCUGUUUCAUGUGGCCAAUGAUUACUCUUUCAUACGGUAUUACACCCGGACCAUCUAUCAGUUCCAGUUUCAGGAGGCACUUUGCAAGGCAGCUAACCAUACUGGCCCUCUUCACACAUGUGAUAUUACCAACUCCACAGCAGCUGGGCAGAAUUUGAGAGAAUUGCUUGAAUUAGGCAGAUCUAAGCCCUGGACUCAAGCACUGGAAAUUGCAACAGGAGAGAAAUACAUGAAUGCAGCACCCUUGCUCCACUACUUUGAACCUCUAUAUGAGUGGCUGCAAAAAAACAAUUCUGGCAGAUACAUUGGUUGGAAAACAGACUGGGCUCCAUAUUCUGACAAUGCCAUCAAAGUGCGCAUCAGCCUGAAGUCAGCACUAGGGGCCCAGGCGUAUGAAUGGAAUGAAAACGAGCUCUUCUUUUUCAAGUCAUCUGUUGCCUAUGCCAUGAGAAAAUACUUUGCCGAUAAGAAGAAACAAGAAGUUGACUUCCAGAUUACAGACAUUCAUGUGGGGGAACAGACACAAAGGAUCUCCUUCUACCUUACUGUCAGCAUGCCAGGUAAUAUCAGUGAUAUUGUGCCCAAAGCUGACGUGGAAAAUGCCAUCAGGAUGUCUCGGGGACGGAUCAAUGAGGCUUUCAGAUUGGACGAUAACACACUGGAGUUUGUGGGCAUACUUCCAACCCUGGCCACACCUUAUGAACCACCAGUCACCAUCUGGUUAAUUGUAUUUGGGGUGGUCAUUAGCCUAGUUGUCGUUGGAGUUAUUGUCUUGAUCAUCACUGGGCAGAGAGAUCGAAAAAAGAGAGCAAGGGAAAGUAGGAGUGAAGUGGGAUCAAACUGCGAAGUGGCGAACCCUUACAAUGAAGAGGGAAAAAGCAACCUGGGUUUUGAGCCAUCUGAAGAGACACAAACACCAUUUUAGAAGACAGACCUCCAAAGCGUAAUCUAAUAGACAGUGAGAAAAACCUGACCACCAGAAGAACUUUAAUGAUGAAGAACUCAAGUUGAUAUGAAAUAACUGCAAUCUUUGCACGUUCAGGAAAUCUAUAUCGAUGCAAAAUGGAUACUGAAUGAAGACUAACAAGCACUAGAACAUUGUUAGGAAGUUGUAAUUUAAGUUAUUUUUCUAACUGUUUACCCGCUAAGUAUUGUAGAGACCAAACAGCCCAUGACUCCCUCAAAAACAAAACCAAAACCCAACAACCCUGCAUUAUGUUGUCAUCUAAAAAUUGAAUAAACUUCCUUAAUACUAAA
This is a messenger RNA of Columba livia (rock pigeon), 3483 nucleotides long. It is a transcript of the gene ACE2, whose product is annotated as angiotensin converting enzyme 2. Gene Ontology annotation, biological process: proteolysis. Bases 716 to 3151 code for a protein of 811 amino acids. Gene Ontology annotation, molecular function: peptidyl-dipeptidase activity; metallopeptidase activity. NCBI's taxonomy places the organism in Eukaryota, Metazoa, Chordata, Aves, Columbiformes, Columbidae. The record is from RefSeq and is a predicted model, not a curated record. The transcript has 20 exons. Gene Ontology annotation, cellular component: plasma membrane.